Guyanagaster necrorhizus is the source of this 969-nucleotide messenger RNA. RefSeq names its product mitochondrial carrier protein RIM2. The coding region runs from base 1 to 969 and encodes 322 amino acids. The transcript has 3 exons. Lineage: Eukaryota; Fungi; Basidiomycota; Agaricomycetes; Agaricales; Physalacriaceae. Gene Ontology annotation, molecular function: pyrimidine nucleotide transmembrane transporter activity. The record is from RefSeq and is a predicted model, not a curated record. Gene Ontology annotation, biological process: pyrimidine nucleotide import into mitochondrion. Gene Ontology annotation, cellular component: mitochondrion.
AUGUCGAGCACAGAGGGAUCGUCAAGCAAGUCUGUGCUUCCUUCGCAUUCAUGGCUGCACUUUGUUGCUGGGGGUAUUGGAGGGAUGUGCGGUGCGAUUGUAACGAGCCCGUUCGACGUUGUCAAGACCCGACUACAGUCGGACCUCUUUCGUGUAAACGCGACGGCAAGCGUUGGGGGCGGGGGUGUGCUCGUCGCCUCUGCACCGAAACCUGGGGGGCUGCUGUGGAACUUUGUAGAAACGGGGCAUAUACUGCGCGACAUAUACCGUAACGAAUCGCCCAAAGCGCUAUUCAAAGGACUGGGCCCAUCCCUGGUUGGGAUCAUCCCAGCACGGUCCAUCAACUUUUUCACAUACGGCAACGGCAAAGAGGUGAUUGCGCGAACGUUCAACGAGGGGCGGGAGAAUUCGUAUGUGCACCUGUGUGCGGCUGCACUGGCUGGGGUUGUGACUGGAACAGCGACGAAUCCGAUAUGGGUGGUGAAGACACGGCUGCAGCUUGUGCAAGGGAAAGGCGGGAGCUGGGAGAUGAUCCGGCAUAUUUUCCGGGACGAGGGUGUUCGGGGGUUCUACAAGGGACUGAGUGCGAGCUAUCUGGGCGUGACGGAGGGCACGAUCCAGUGGGUGCUCUAUGAGCGACUGAAGAAGAUGAGUGCGAACACACAGGGCAAGGGCGGCCUGCAAGAAUGGCUGGGUAUGCUCGGCAGUGCAGGAACCGCGAAAUGUGUCGCGAGUCUUAUCACUUAUCCUCACGAGGUCAUUCGAACACGGCUACGACAGCCAAAGGUCGGGGGACGGGUCAAGUACAGCGGACUGUUACAGACAUUAAAACUUGUUAUCAAGGAAGAAGGGGCAGCGUCGUUAUACGGAGGACUGAGUGCACAUCUGCUACGAGUAGUGCCCAAUGCAGUGGUUAUGUACUCGAUAUACGAGGGUAUCCUACGCUGGGGCCACCAUUACCACUAUUAA